AACUGCAGACUUCCUGAACAUUGGCUCUUCUGCUCAACAUCAACACGAACCCCAAACAGAGAACAAACUUGCUCAUACUUUCCUACAAAGGUUGUUGAUGCUGGACUACAGAGCCAGGUACAUUCCUGUAAGAGAUGAGAAUAGUGAGAUGCAUGACACAAAUGACAACAGAAAUGAUAAUGCAGAAACAGAAGAAAGUGCCUUUGAUGCCCUUUUCAACAAGACCACAGUCUCUGGUGAUAUAAAGAGGAACACGCAUGUUCACCCAAUGGACGUCCAGAUGGCAGUGUUUCACUGUUCAGACAGUUUCCUUCGGCAGUUCAUGGUCACAAAGCUGUCCUUGUGUCAGUAUGCCUUGCCUUUGCUUGUGCCAAACCCCUUCACCGAAGAGAUUGAAUGCCCUUUGUGGACAUUUCGACAAAUCAGAAAAACCUGGAAGUCCACUAAUGACUCUAAUAUGCUCACCAGCCAAAGUAUGCCUAUUUACAAGGCAGAAACACCAAUGGUGUCAUUCUUUAGGCUUGGUUCUGUGUCCUCAUCAAAAUCCCAGCUGAUGAGCAACUUGAUCAACCAACGUCACAGCACAUUCUUCCACAGACACUGUCCAGGAAGCAAUAAAACCUGCCUCCUAAUGGAUGGGGUGGUAGAGAUUGCAUGGUAUUGUCCUGCUGGGAAGCCCAAUGAUAUUUUCACUGACUGUGUUGCAUUCUGUAAUCUCCAUGGUGACGCAAUUGCGAAAGAAAUUCAGCGUGACAAACUGAUUGAAAAAGCCUCAGUCAAUGUUAUCCUUUUACCAAGUCUUGGAAAAGGCGACAAAAGUAUGGCAAUCGUGCAGGAGCUGUUCAAGUCUUCUAAACCUCUGAUAUGUCUGCUCACUGAAGAGGAUUCUGUUGCAACUGAAAUUAAAAAGGGAAAGUACAAAAUGGGUUUGAGAGACAGAAAUCAGUCAGAUGUGUCUGAGGAACUAAAAAGGAUCAUUAGAAAUAAUUUGUCAAGACCAUGUUGCUCCUUCAAACUUGAGGACAUGGCAGAGUACUCAGGGUUUAGGGUAGAUGAGGAUGAUGAAGAUUGCCAAGUAGGGAAGACUAAUGCUCUGCAGAUAACGGAUCUGCUUAAGGAAAUGGAACUGUCCAAGAUCAAAGAAAAAUUUCUUCCAUGUCAAGGAAGGCUGUGGCAUGAUUGGUGUCAAAGAAAUAAAGACCUUUAUCGUCUCCAAGGGAAUCUAGAGAUGGAAAGAAGUAAAAUACAACAUGAAAUGAUGCAAAUUCGACACCAUCAACAUAAAGUUGCCUUUACUGAACUCAUGCAGAUGUUUAUCACAAGUCUACGAUCUCUGGGAGAAAAAGAAAAAUCAUAUUUCCUCAAGUGGGUAGGGAUACUACUGGAUGACCUGUCCUCGGAUGAGCUCUCAGACCUUCAUCACAAAUAUGAUGAAAAGUGGUCCGAGGUCCUGGCUUUGAAAAAGAAGCAUGAUAAAUCAGAGCAACUGAAAAUGAGACGAAUGGAGCUGGAAAAAAUAUCAGGAAAGCUACAAGCAGCAACCUUCGGAUUUGAACACAUCCUAAGGGAAAUGGGACAGAUCUAUGAAGCCCAUGCAUCUGUGGCCAGGCAAAGCAAAAGAGAAAGUGAGGUGACCGUGUCUUACCUUCCAGAGCUUGCGGCAGAACUUAUGAUAUCGGGACACCCAGUGGAACUAAUGGAUGGUGACGCAGCUCAUGUGCCACUGAUGUGGAUUAAUGGGGUUUUAGAUGAAGUUAUCAAGAAACUAGGACAUCAGAAAGUCUUUGUUUUGUCCAUUUUGGGAAUCCAGAGCACUGGGAAAUCUACAAUGCUGAAUGCAAUGUUUGGACUGCAAUUCGCAGUAAGUGCUGGAAGGUGUACCAGAGGUGCUUUCAUGCAGCUGGUGAAAGUGACCGAGGAGAUGAAAGAUGACUUUAGGUUUGAUUAUGUUCUUGUUGUUGACACUGAGGGACUUCGAGCUUUAGAGUUGGCAGGAAAGGAAACAGUGCACCAUGACAAUGAACUUGCAACAUUUGUCAUUGGCCUUGGAAACAUGACCAUGAUCAACAUAUUUGGAGAGAAUCCUGCUGAGAUGCAAGACAUCAUUCAGAUAGCUGUUCAGGCCUUCAUGAGGAUGAAGAAAGUUAAUUUGUCUCCAAGUUGUGUGUUUGUGCACCAGAAUGUUGGAGACAUCAUGGCUGGAGAGAAAAACAUGGAGGGAAAGAGGCGCUUACAGGACAAACUAGACGAGAUGACCCAGUUAGCUGCCAAAGAAGAGGACAGUAAUGCAGAGUGUUUCAGCGAUGUCAUUGCAUUUGACAUACAAAGAGAUGUGAAAUACUUUUCCCAGCUGUGGGAGGGCAGCCCACCCAUGGCCCCACCAAACCCAUGCUACAGUGAGAAUGUCCAGGAGCUAAGGAAAACAAUCCUCUCUAAAACAUCAAAGUCUUUUGGCAUGACAUUAUCACAGUUCAAAAGCAGUAUCCAAGACCUUUGGAAUGCACUGCUGAAUGAAAACUUUGUGUUCAGCUUCAAAAACACACUAGAAAUUGCAGUUUACAGAAAACUUGAGAUUCAGUAUGGAAAAUGGAUCUGGGCUCUCAGGAGUGCCAUGCUAAGCAUUGAAAAUCAACUGCACAAUCGAAUCGAAAAUGGAAAACUUCACAGGGUUGAGAGACAUUACCUUGUUGAAGAAAUGAGAAAGACUCGUGAAGAAGUGGACAAAUCAAUGGAAAAGUACUUUGAUGAACACAGAGAUAAAGAAAUGCUGAUUCAGUGGCGAGGGAGAUUUCAAACGAAAAUGUGUGAGCUUCAUGAUGAACUUGUGAAGGGAGCAAAAAGAAAGUUAGAGGAGGUUAUUCAUCAAAGGGAUGCGCGCAUAAAGCUGGAUGACAAGAAGACACAGUAUGAAAACAAGCUCUUCCAAAAGAGCAAAGAACUUGCCUCAAAACUGAAGGACAAGGCAAAGGAUGAAAAACAACUUGAGAAUGAAUUCAAUACUCUUUGGGGAGUGUGGGUUGCUGAGUUGACCAAUGAUACACCUUCCAUUAUGGACAUAAACAUAUUGGAUGAUGUGACUUGUAUCCUUGGAGAGAUCGGUAAUGAAUCGUCUCUUGUUCAUGAUCGGAAAAGUUGCGGAAUGUACCAUAAGAUUUGUACCUUGGGGAGUUAUUCGAACUAUGCAAUUGUAUCCAAGCACCAAGAUCUUUUUAACGACGAUCAGCACUCAAAAAAUGCUCAAAGGAAGCCAAACAAUGACCAAUUGCAGAAAAAUAAUGUGUGGGGUGCUUUUAAGAGUUUUUGGGGGUUUAAGUCUCCAGAGAACAAGACAAUUGACCACAUUGGUCCAAGCAACAUUCUAACAUACACAGAUCAGGAAUUGAUAAGAGCAUUCACCAAUGAUGUUGUCAAACAAAGCCAGAAGAUAAUUGAGACAGAGCCCAUAGAAAAGAUGGGAUACAAUGACAGUUACAUGCAAGAAAUAGCAACUCAUGUCAAAGAAAGCGUGAAGGAAUUUGAAUCGAAGACAAGAAAAUAUGCAUUCAAAAAGGAGUUUACGAUUGAUCUUUCACUUCAUGUGUGUGAGCUUGCAGGAAGUAAGUUAGCAGAUUCCCAUAGCAAAUUCAGAAGCAACAAUGAUGCCCUUACUUACCUGGAGCAGAAGAGGCCACAGUACGACAAGAUUUUCAAGAGAUACUGCAAAGGUUCCUCAUCUGCAGCUGUGCUUGGUGAGUUAAUUUGCAACACACUGAAAGAAUCGAUUGUACAGGCGGUCUAUGACCAGACGGCCAUUGACUUGGCUGGAGAAAUGCAAUUAAGUCACCCACCAUUCAGUGGAAACAGGUCUAACAUGGAGAAACACAUCCUGAUAUCACUGGCGGAGAAGGAGAACUUUGACAAGUUCAUGACCUACAUUCACAACCCAAGGGAACACUUUGAGAAAUGUAUUAGAGAGGAUGUAGAGAAAUAUAUGCUCACAGAAAGGUCCAAAGUCCUUGCCUUGAUUGAAGGGAACAUAACAGUUAAAGAGCAGCGUGUGAGCCAUGCAGUGCAUACAGCAACAAAUACAGUCAAAAACAAGAAUGGAGACACCAACAUGUGGCUUAGAGAGCUUUCCAGUGCUCUAAAAGAUGAGCUGAAAUUUGCUGAAAAGCAUUUCAGUGAUUUCUGUGACAUAACCGACUUUGACUUCCUCGAAGAAGAGGUAAGGGAAGGUCUUGCCAACAGAAUCAUGGAGAUCAACAGAAGCCUCAGCAACGUGUCACUCCUGGACAUGAAGCAGUUCAGGGAGAGGCCAGAUGAGAUUCUGAUCAAACAUUUUUGUGAUUGCUGCUGGGUACAGUGUCCCUUCUGUAAAGCCAUCUGUACAAACACCAUGGAGGGGCACAAACCAAAUGAUCACUAUGUCCCUUUUCAUCGCCCUAAAGGAAUCAAUGGAUACCACUUCAGAAACACAGUAGAAUUUUGUAUAGAUUUUUGUACAACUUCAGUAACAAGUAAUGGCCGGUUUUACCCCUCCCAUGAAUCAGAGGAUAUAUAUCUUUUCAAAGAAUACAGAAAAGCUGGCCCAAGAUUUGCUGUUUGGAGCAUCACACCAGACCUCUCUGAACUUCCGUACUGGAAGUGGUUUGUUUGUCGAUUUCAAGAAGAUCUGGAAAGGUAUUAUGACAAAAAUUCCAGGGCAGAGGUGAAAUUCCAGAUGACUGGAGGAAGUUCACAAAACAGCAAGCUAUUGAAAGCUUAAAGAAAAUCUAAGGGGAGCUCAAAUAGUAAAAACAUACAGACAUGAUGGCACAAGCAUGAUAUUGUAAACAUGUUGACAUUGUAAACAUGAACAUAGUCAGAAACUGAAAAACCUCUUGGCAAUGUGCCCUUGAGCAAUGUACAAUAAAUCACCGCUUUUAUUAUUCUAAUCAGCUAGGCCUAUUACACGUCUUAUUUUGAUUCAAUCAUUUAACUCAAUCUGAUAGACUAACAGGAAAAAGCCUAGUUUUUGGCCUCAUUUUGGGAUCAAAAAUGUAUAUGCAGAUGUUUUGAGUGUGAACAAUUUAUCACAUUUCCUGUCAAGUGAUAAAUCCUUGUACUAUUGUAUUGUAUUACCGUAAGCAAAUACUCAAUAAACGCUCCGAAAUUAUGA
Salmo salar (Atlantic salmon) is the source of this 5137-nucleotide messenger RNA. NCBI's taxonomy places the organism in Eukaryota, Metazoa, Chordata, Actinopteri, Salmoniformes, Salmonidae. The record is from RefSeq and is a predicted model, not a curated record.